Molecule: messenger RNA, 582 nt
Organism: Fusarium musae
Lineage: Eukaryota; Fungi; Ascomycota; Sordariomycetes; Hypocreales; Nectriaceae
Exons: 4
Coding region: 1-582 (193 amino acids)
Molecular function (GO): oxidoreductase activity, acting on the CH-OH group of donors, NAD or NADP as acceptor
Source: RefSeq, a predicted model, not a curated record
AUGUCAAACACAACCGGAACACCUGCAACUUGGGUAGUGGUUGGUGCUUCACGGGGCAUCGGUCUUGAGUAUGUCAAGCAGCUCCUUCAUGCAGGAAAUCGAGUAAUCGCCACAGCUCGGAACCCAGAAGCAUCGGGACUUUCGAAAGUCAUCAAAGCUCAUGGUACUCCAGACAGUUGUAUCGUCGAGCAGUGCGACGUUGCGAUCAACCUGAAUCCCGAUAGCCCUCCUUCCAAACUGAUCUUCAUCUCGUCCGACUCCGGGUCGACCACCAAUUUCCUCGCAUAUGAAGAUGGGUUCGCAGCAUAUGCGGCGAGCAAGGCUGCACUCAACCAAAUGCUGAGACACAUGGCGGAGGAGUUGAAAAGACGUGGUGGCAAGUGGGCCGAGAUAUGUGUUCUGGCUCUCCACCCUGGCGAGGUGCAUACGGAUAUGAACUCUGGCGAGGUUGGCACCUGGGAUGUGGGAACGCUUUUGGAGCCAGAGGAGAGUGUCUCGGGCAUGCUCAAGGUGAUUAGUGAGAAGAAUCACAAUGAUACUGGCACGUUUUGGUGCUGGGAUGGCAGAGCUUAUCCAUGGUAA